CAUCCCUUUGUCACCAUUAUAACUACCCACUAGAUUAUCAGUAAAAAUGUCUCAUCAACAACAUUGUGUUAAACGUCAUCACUGCUGAAAUCUACCUUCAGCAUUCUCUGUGUUUAUGGAGAUGAGUUUGAGCUGUAAAGGACAACAUAAAGGAUAAAUACCUCCUGUUCUUCCUUGGACACUUUCUGAUAACAGGAGUAACUAGCAGAGGGUUCUCCAUCACUCCUGCCUCCCUUUCUUUUCUGAAAUGUGAUGCGUCUCUGGAGCGUCACAUGACAGCCAUGACAUCUGUCCCUGACCUGUCCCUCAUUACGUCAUGUUCUGCCAUGGAUCAAACAGCAGGUUUAGCUUGUAUCUAAGACUUACAUAGCUACCUGCACAGGGUAGCGUAGCUGAACACAUCCUAACACCGCGUUACAACCUGCUUAUGAACACUAAACACACAGACGGAAGGACGAUCGGUUAUACCGGUGAACCUGGAACUACUAAAUGGUCUGUUAAACGUUCCCAGGUUGAUGUCAUGCCUCGUUCUCCAUUAUGCUGCUGAAGGUACUUUAUUUUCAACACUCUGUGUUCCAGCUUCAAUGACUCCGUCUCCAGGAUUUAUAGAUUAUUAAUGCAUUAAAAAUACUGUUUCCCUAAAAUCAGGUGACACCAACACACAAACAUUUAUUCAUGUUUCAGUAUUUUCUUUUAGUUCCAGCUGUGAAACACCUCAAGCACUUUUCAGAUGAACCCACAACAAUCUUAUAGUUUUAAUUCUUUUUGUAAACAAUUGCUAUUAAAAGAAUAUGGAAAAAUAAAUAAAUAAAUCGGGGGUAAAAACCGGACAGCACACGAGGAAAAGUAAAGUUUUAACUGUGAUAAACAGAUUUUACAGGAUGUUUUAUAUAACUCUACACAUUGUGUUGAUAAGCCAACAUUACUGAGAGCUGAACUAAUGUUAGUGUGAUUAAACCAGUCAGACCUGUUGGAGGAAACAUCAGCAGUUUCGCUUUGUGACAAGACGAACAUUAAACCUAAAGAACACAGAAAACGAACUCCAAAAUGAGUGUUUCUGGAAAACAGAAAAAUGAGGGUGUUUUUUCGAUGAAAAGUCACCAUUCAAUGGGAUUUCCUACGAACUUCAGAGACAGUUCUACUGAUGUGAGGACACGAAGCACCACUGAGACUUUAAAAAUCACCUGCAAGCAGCUGGAUGUGAUAUUCAAGGAUCUUGAGCACACGGUCAUCACUCUGUUUAAGAAUGAAUUAAAAAGGUUUAAGAAGCUCCUGAGUCCAGAUUACCCAGCAUGCACUGAGAGGGAGCUGGAGGAAGAGGAGGUUCAUCCCAGUGUCAGUGAAGGAGUGCUGAAGAUCACGCUGCACGUCCUGGAGAACAUGGACCACACAGAUCUGGCUAACACACUGCACAGCAAGUUAGGGCUGCUGUCUCUGCAUCAGGACAAGCUCAAAUCCAAACUUGUGGAGAAAUGUAAAAGAAUUAAUGAAGGAAUCUCACAGCCUGGAAGUUCAGCACUUCUGCAUGAGAUCUACACUGAGCUCUACAUCACAGAGGGUUGGAGUGGAGACGUCAAUAAUGAACAUGAGGUGAGACAGAUUGAGGCAGCGUUCAGGAGACCAGCAACACAGGAGAAACCCAUCAAAUGUAAUGAGAUCUUUAAAGACAAGUCCAUCAGAACUGUGCUGACUAAAGGAGUUGCUGGAAUUGGAAAAACAGUCUCUGUGCAGAAGUUCAUCCUGGACUGGGCUGAAGGAGAAGUAAAUCAGGACGUCAGCUUCAUGUUCCCACUUCCCUUUAGAGAGCUGAAUCUGAUGAAGCAGAAAAAUCUCAGUCUGAUGAAACUUCUUCAUCACUUUUUCCCAGAAAUAAGAAAACUAGAAUCAAUAGACUGUGACUCCUACAAAGUGGUGUUGAUCUUUGAUGGUCUGGAUGAGUGUCGACUUCCUCUAAAUUUCCAGAAGAAUGAGAGAUUGUGUGAUGUGACAGAGUCAGCCUCAGUGGAUGUGCUGCUGACGAACCUCAUCAAGGGGAAUCUGCUUCCCUCUGCUCUCCUCUGGAUAACCACAAGACCAGGAGCAGCCAAUCAGAUCCCUCCUGAGUGUGUAGACCAGGUAACAGAGGUACGAGGCUUCAGUGAUCCUCAGAAACAGGAGUACUUCAGGAAGAGGAUCAGUAAUCAGAGACUGACCAAUAAAAUCAUCAGACAUCUGAAGUCUUCAAGAAGCCUCUACAUCAUGUGUCACAUCCCAGUCUUCUGCUGGAUCUCAGCCACUGUUCUAGAGAGAAUGUUGGGUGGAGCAGAGGGUGGAGAGAUCCCCAAGACUCUGACUCAAAUGUACACACACUUCCUGAUCUUUCAGAUCAAACACAAGGACCAAAAGUACCAUCAGAAAUGUGACCCUGAUCCUCAGCAGACCAGAGAGAGUAUCAUGGCACUGGGAAAACUGGCUUUCCACCAGCUGGAGAAAGGAAACCUGAUCUUCUAUGAGGAAGACCUGAGAGAGUGUGGCAUUGAUGUCAGAGAAGUGUCAGUGUACUCAGGAGUGUGUACCCAGAUCUUCAGAGAGGAGUUUGGGCUUCACCUGGGGAAGGUGUUCAGCUUCGUACAUCUGAGUGUUCAGGAGUUUCUGGCUGCUUUAUACACAUUUCUCUCCUUUGUCUUGAAAAACAGAAAUCUUCUAAGGGAUCAAACCACUGGAAUGUUCCCUCUCUUAAGGAAACAACCUGUGUCUGCAUUCCUGAAGUGUGCCGUGGACAAGGCCUUACACAGUGACAACGGACACCUAGACCUGUUCCUCCGCUUCCUUAUGGGUCUCUCACUGGAGUCCAAUCAGAUUCUCUUACGAGACUUCCUGUCCCAGACAGGAAGUAGCUCUCACAGCAAAGAGGAAACAGUCAAGUACAUCAAGGAGAAGAUAAAAAAGAAUCCCUUUCCAGAGAAAUCCAUCAAUCUGUUUCAGUGUCUGAAUGAACUGAAUGAUCAUUCUCUAGAGCAGGAAGUCCAAACGUACCUGAACAGAGGAGGUAACGGUCGUCUCAGUGACACCAGACUGUCUCCUGCUCAGUGGUCAGCUCUGGUCUUCCUCAUGCUCAACUCAGAACGGGAGCUGGAGGAGUUUGAUUUAAAGAAAUAUGAUCGAUCUGAGGAAUGUCUUCUGAAACUGCUGUUGGUGGUAAAAGCAUCUAAAAAGCCUUGUGAGUUGUUUGGGUGUCAUCUAACAGAGGAAAGCUGUAGAGUUCUGUCCUCGGUCCUCAGCUCAAACUCCUCCAGUCUGACAGAACUGGACCUGAGUAACAAUAACCUGCAGGAUUCAGGAGUGACGCUGCUCUCUGCUGGACUGGAGAGUCCACACUGUACACUGGAGAUACUGAGGCUGUGUGAGUGUCAUCUAACAGAGGAAAGCUGUAGAGUUCUGUCCUCGGUCCUCAGCUCAAACUCCUCCAGUCUGACAGAACUGGACCUGAGUGUCAAUAACCUGCAGGAUUCAGGAGUGACGCUGCUCUCUGCUGGACUGGAGAGUCCACACUGUACACUGGAGAUACUGAGGUUAUAUCAGUGCAAUAUUAAAGGUGAAGGUUGUGCUGCUCUGGCCUCAGCUCUGAGGUCAAACUCCUCAUCACACCUGAGGGAACUGAAUGUGAGCAGAAAUAAUCCAGGAGAAUCAGGAGUGAAGCUGCUCUCUGAUCUACUGAAGGAUCCACUCUGUAAACUGGAGACACUAGAGAUUGAGACAUAACAGCAUGCAGAGGAUCAUAAGGAUAUGAGGCUUCUUACAGCACACACACACACACACAUACUGUAUAUGAGUGUGUGUGUGUGUGUGUGUGUGUGUGUGUGUGUGUGUGUGUGUGUGAGUGUGAGUGUGUGUAUG
This is a messenger RNA of Tachysurus fulvidraco (yellow catfish), 3876 nucleotides long. Its product is annotated as NACHT, LRR and PYD domains-containing protein 3-like. The record is from RefSeq and is a predicted model, not a curated record. The transcript is spliced from 10 exons. NCBI's taxonomy places the organism in Eukaryota, Metazoa, Chordata, Actinopteri, Siluriformes, Bagridae. Bases 1048 to 3741 code for a protein of 897 amino acids. Gene Ontology annotation, molecular function: protein binding.